AUAAAGCUAAAACGCCGGGCAAAUUGCGCAAGCGUGAAAACGGAAACACGCUUGUUGCCUUGGUUGCUGAGAAGUACAUAGCGGGCUUUGAUACGCGCGACGUUAACCGGUUAGUCUCGUACAGGCACUGUUCUUCUUUAACUGUAUGAAGUACGCGACACAGUUAACACUUAUUUUCCUUAAUAAGAAAUCAUUAUUUUCUAAAGAAAUUGAGAAAAAAUUAUGGCAACAUCAAGGAAAACGAGAUCUUAUAUAUCAUCCGCAGCAGACGUUGAUCCAAUUGUAAAAACGACGUGGGAUGAGGAUAAGGAUGUUAGUGAUCAGAUGAAGAACAGUUUAACCUCGUACGAUGACUCGUUGAUAAAUUGUAAAACUAACGGUUAUGCUGUAUUGCAGAGCAAUGGUCAUGUACGGUGUUCCAAGAAUCAUACAAAUGAUAUAAAAAAAAGUUCACUUGAAACACAAGUUCACUCGAAAGAAUCCUUUGAGAAGGUUACAUUUAUAACUAAAGUAUUAACAUACAUUGGCUUUUACAUUCUUAUGAUUUUAGGUGUUGUAAAUCAAUUUUUCUUUACACCAAAAGUAGCUCAGGAAAAGAAUCGCCAAGGUUACGCACCACUGUAUAAUCAUUUUGAAAAAUUUUAUCUUCUAUACGUCUACAGAAGAGUAAGGGAUUGUUGGAAUAGACCAAUAUGUUCUGUACCUGGUGCAGUGGUUACGUUAAAAGAUCGUGUCACUCAUGAUUAUGGUUGGACCUUUCAGUUUACUGGAUCUGAAAGACAUUGUAUAAAUUUGGGAUCUUACAAUUAUUUAGGCUUUGCAGAAUCAACUGGAGAAUGUACAGAACAAAGUGUUGAGAUUAUCAAAAGAUUAGGUUGUGCAACCUGCAGUAAUCGUCUUGAAUUAGGAAACUUGCCUAUCCAUGAAGAUUUAGAAAAAUUAACAGCUAGGUUUUUGGGAGUCGAAGAUGCCAUAGUAUUUGGAAUGGGAUUUGCUACAAACGCAUUAAAUUUACCAUGUCUUGUUGAUAAAGACUGUUUGGUGGUAAGCGAUGAGAAAAAUCAUGCAUCGCUUAUACUUGGAUUAAGAUUAUCAGGAGCAACGGCACGUGUUUUUAAACAUAACAAUGUAAAACAUUUGGAAGAUAUAUUAAAGAAAGCAAUAGUUUACGGUCAACCCAAAACCGGUAAACCAUGGAAGAAAAUAGUUAUAAUAGUCGAGGGCAUUUAUUCGAUGGAAGGAUCUAUAGUACACCUUCCUGAAAUUAUAGAACUGAAAAAAAAGUACAAAGCUUAUCUUUAUAUGGACGAGGCUCAUAGUAUCGGUGCAAUAGGAAAAAAUGGCCGAGGAGUUUGUGAUUAUUAUGGUAUAGAUCCUCGUGAAGUUGAUAUACUAAUGGGAACAUUUACAAAAAGUUUUGGAUCUGCUGGAGGAUAUAUAGCCGGAUCAAAAACUUUAAUCAAUUAUUUACGGGUACAUAGUCAUGCUCAUACUUAUGCAAGUUCCAUGUCGCCUCCAAUAGCGCAACAAAUUAUCGCAUCUAUGAAAAUCAUCUCAGGUGAGGAUGGAUCUGAUGCCGGAAAGAAACGUCUCAAACAAUUGGCAAGGAAUGUCAGAUAUUUUAGACGUAGGUUGAAUCAAAUCGGUGUUAUUAUUUAUGGAAAUGAAGAUUCACCUAUAGCACCGAUGCUAGUUUAUUUAUUUUCCAAAGUUUGGGCAGUAGUACGUGGUUUUACAAAAUAUAAUAUAGCAACGGUCGGCGUUGGAUUUCCUGCAACACCUCUAAUGGAAGCUAGAAUACGCUUUUGUCUUUCUGCUUCACACACAAAGGAACACUUAGAUUAUGUGUUAUUACACGUUGAAAAACUAGCUAAUAAAUUUGGAUUAAAGUAUUCGCGCAAACCUCGUGAUCCAAAUCCUAUAGAGUAUUAUUCUGAUAAUGAAACGGAAUGACCUACCUCAUAGCUUAGUAAAUCUCUUUAAUUAGUUCAUUUUCUUUUUCUGUCUUUUUGUUCCAAGAUUUUUAAAGAUAUCUCUAAAAGCUUUAAAACAGUCACAAUAUAACUUUACAUAAGAUUCGUAUGAUAAUAACAAAUGAAAAUAUAAGUAUUAAAUUAUUUAGAUGAUUGUUAUUAUAUAAUUAAAAUGC
Molecule: messenger RNA, 2149 nt
Organism: Polistes dominula (European paper wasp)
Lineage: Eukaryota; Metazoa; Arthropoda; Insecta; Hymenoptera; Vespidae
Gene: lace
Product: serine palmitoyltransferase long chain base subunit
Biological process (GO): ceramide biosynthetic process; sphingosine biosynthetic process
Cellular component (GO): serine palmitoyltransferase complex
Molecular function (GO): pyridoxal phosphate binding; serine C-palmitoyltransferase activity
Source: RefSeq, a predicted model, not a curated record